Acyrthosiphon pisum (pea aphid) is the source of this 1068-nucleotide messenger RNA. RefSeq lists its product as uncharacterized. The record is from RefSeq and is a predicted model, not a curated record. The coding region runs from base 409 to 1068 and encodes 219 amino acids. Gene Ontology annotation, molecular function: heme binding; peroxidase activity. The transcript has 5 exons. NCBI's taxonomy places the organism in Eukaryota, Metazoa, Arthropoda, Insecta, Hemiptera, Aphididae. Gene Ontology annotation, biological process: response to oxidative stress.
UAUUAUUGAUAGUCGGUGGCCGGUGGAAUCAAUAUGUAAAAAAAUUCAGCAGGGUUGAUGCGCGGCGCAAACAAUAGAUUAUUUACAGGUAAAAAAGGAAUUUUGGCGCAAUCGAUAAACGCCCAUGGCUUGAUACCUAUUGAUGGGAGGGGUGGGGAUGAAGCCAAUAGGAUCGUCUUUCGGCCUAUAUGACGGUGGCCGACAGUGGAAACUGAAAACAACUGGAAUCCACAGACAUCAGUGCAUCGACGACGACGACGAAGACAUGGCGUGAUAACUCAUCGUUAAACGUAAUUGGUCAAAUAAUCUCAAUUAUUGGAUGAGUAUUUUCAAUCACAAGAUAGCAAUCAAAAGAUAAGAAUCUGUCUAUUAAAACAUAUAAUUCAAGUUACGUUUAUAAUUAGCAGAAUGAGUUCCUCGAUAUCUAUACAACUGUGGAUUUGUAUGUUAGUAUUCUUUUCAUCGUGUUACAGAGGUCAAGCUGAUUUCUUUUUUAAAGAUGGUUUGAUGGUAAACUACACCGACUGGUACCUUCAUCUAAAAACCAAAGACUUAGAUGAUUAUAUUCAAACAGUUGUCAACCGUUCUAGAAAACGUGAAUAUUGGGUUACGUAUCUUCAAAAUAAUUUAAAUAUGGAUAUUGAAACCCCGGAGCAUGGACUAUUGAUCGAUUCUCAGCUUUCCGAAGAAUUGUAUUCAUUAUAUUGGCAUGCUCAAAUUAUUUCUGAAACUUCCUCCAUUAUAGGUCACAGAGAACUUAACACUGAUGGAGGACAAUGUGCUAUAGACUUAUCGAAAGUGAAACUAGACAAGACAUCUUUGGGUAAGAUUUGUUUGUCCAUGUAUUACAACAAGACAGCAUGCGUCGGGAUGAACUUAAAGUAUCGUAGUCCUGAUGGUUCUUGUAACAACUUGAAACGUUCCUACUCGGGAAAAGCAUCCACUGCCUAUAAACGUUUGCUGUUUAAUAACUAUAGGGAUAGUUUUAUUGGUAAAUUUUAUAGAAUUAUAAUUUACCUUUGUGCAUAUCUAAUGAUGGGAUUUCAUUUACUUCAAAGCAGACAUUAA